AAGAAGAAGAAGAAGAAGAAGAAGAAGAAGAAGAAGAAGAAGAAGAAGAAGAAGAAGAAGAGUAGUUUGGAUUUGAUAUCCCGCUUUAUCACUACCCGAAGGAGUCUCAAAGCGGCUAACAAUCUCCUUUCCCCUCCUCCUCCACAACAGACACCCUGUGAGGUGGGUGGGGCUGAGAGACUUCAGAGCAGUGUGACUAGCCCAAGGUCACCCAGCAGCUGCAUGUGGAGGAGUGGAGACGCGAACCUGGUUCCCCAGAUUGCAAGUCUACCGCUCUUAACCACUACACCACACUGGCUCUGCCUUCUUGGCAUACACGGUGUUAAACUGUUCAUUUGCAAAUCGUUUAGGCUCUUGUCUCUUUCUACCUGACCGUCUGAGUCCAGAAGGAGAACUUGACCCUUCAGACUCAGUGGAACUAUUUGAACUACUAGCCUCAGACUUUAAAUCAUUUUUGUCAGACUGCUGAAACUCCUGCGGGCUUCGUUUACAAUCGGGAAACUCAAAAGAAAACCUCUCGGGUGUCUGUAGCUUCAAAUUUUCAAAUAAAUCACCAGACCCAACAGGUUUUCUGUCUUCACCAUCACCACUAUCCCCUGCUGCUCCUUCUUCUCUUGCUACUUCUAUUUCCUCCUCAGUAUCAUUUAUACCAUAAUUAUCUUGGAAAACAGCAACUCCAUUCCAAUUUAUAGUUGGGAUUAUGCUUCUGGUUAUGUGAAACAUGCCAGUGGCUGGUAUAUAAACUCUGUACGCCCCCUCCUGGUAGCCCAUUAAUCUUCCUUGAGCACUACGCUCACCCAAUUUCUGAUUAGCAGGGUAAUGCAUGAUAACAUUUGAACCCCAAAUGCGUAGACAUUUAGGUUAGGGCAUUUUCCAAACAACAUUUCAUAGGGAGUGACAUCUAAACCAGAAUGAUAACUGCGGUUCUUCACAUAACAAUAGCCAAUGAGAGCUUCAGCCCAAAACCCUUUGGGCAAAUUAGCAUCAUGCAGAUAAGUUUAACACCUGCCUGCAAAUCACAUUGCACAACCUCAACAAGCCCAUUCUGCCAAGGACUUCAGGGGCAAGAUAACUCAUGAGUAGUCCUCUGUGCUGCCAGGAAACGCUCAAACUCUUCAGAAACAAAUUGUAUUCUCCGGUCAGAAAAAAGAUUCCUUAUAGGUUUGUUAAAGUGCAUUCUUACCCAGUUGCAAAAAACUUUAUACUUCUCAAAAGCUUGUGACUUCUCAGCAAUUGUAUAAACCCAGGAAAAUGUACUAUACUGAUCUAUCAGAGUUAACCAGUGCUUUGAACCUCCUAAUGAUGGUGGGAGCGGCCCAACCAAAUCACAAUGCACACGCUCAAAUGGCCCUGAUACUUUCCUGUCUGAGCAUUUACCCUUGCAUGCAACCUUUAUCUUAUUCUUACAACAGGAUAUACAUUGCAUAUAGUAUUUACAUGGCUUUAAAUUCAGUCCAUCAACAAUAUUCUUUGUCUUUAUCACAUCAGCAAAGUUCAAAUGUCCUAGAAGUCUGUGUGCUUCAUGGAUACAUCCAGAAUGUGUUUUUACAUUUUUCAACCCGUCUUGACUGUAUUACUCUGCAAUUUACAGGUGGUUGUGAAUAGCUCUGAAAGUACAGUCUAUAUAAGCCCUCAGACUCCCGGGCAUAUAAUACACGUUCGUUUCCAUCGAAAAUCUCACAUAUUGUCUUAGCAAAGCACACAGUUAUUCCUUGACGAGCAAAGCAACUUACUGAUAAUAAAUUAUCCACUGACGGGCAGUAAAUGCAAUUUGCUAUUGUAAUGUUUAAAGAGUCAAGUUUAAUUGUACCCCUGCCAAAUGACUGCAGGACUUCAGAACUGGCUACAUGUACUUUACCAAUUUCCUCUUCAAAAGAAAUAAACAAGCUUCUGUCGUUGCAAAGGUGGGACGACACUCUACUGUUGAUAACAAAUGACCCCCACUUGGCACCUUUAAUUCUUUUAUGACCUGUUGUCCGAGCAUGAAAGGCUCGUGUCCAUUUUUACUACAUGCUUCCGACUGCUGGGCUAACGCCUGUUAUUGUCGAACUGGAACAGACCUGGGAGCAUUUUGCUUUCUUUUGAAUCUGCAGUUCCUGCCAAAUGCCCCUUUUUGUUGCACAGGCAGCAAGACUUGGCAGUUUUAAAUGCAGUUGAAUCACCACAGGUUUGCAUACGGCAUUCCUUGUUAUUUCUGGAACUAGGAGUGCUUAUCGCGCAUGCCUCCCUUCUGUCCAACUCGCCCAUUAAGCUUGCCGUUACCCCUUCCACAGUUAAUUGUGCUGGAGGUACAGCAAAUAGGAUGAACACUGAAUCACUAAUCAACUUCAUUGCCUUCCUACAGAACAUCUAUCUUUUCUGGACUGAGCUUUGGUUUAUUAGCCCAUAUCCAACACAUUAAUAUACCAAGCACCUUUUAAGAACAUUCAUUGUGUCAUCUACACUGGACAAAGAGGAGAAAUAGAGCUGGGUGUUGUUAGCAUAGUGGUGAUGCCUCAUUAUCAUCUCCAGAUAAUUUCCUCCUAAAGCUGGGUACAUGUUACUCAAUAGGAUAAAUGUUGUGGAGUGAAACAGAAGUAGUCCAGUAUAACUUUUUGGGACUAACCUGACAGACAAGAACAGAACCAAGGGGACACAAUGCCUGCAAACCAGAAUAUUAUUCGGAAGUAUAUUAUAAUUGAUACAUCAAAUUGAUAGCCUUUGAGAGAUCCAGGAGAAUCAACAGGAUUGCACUCCAUGUGUUCCUCUCCUACCAUGUGUUUUCUGUGGGGGUGACCAAAGUGCCCCCAAACAAUGACAGAAUUCAGACUGAAAUAGAUCCAAAUAAUCCAUUUAAUCCAGGCAUGUCUGGGGUUGAGAAGCCAUUGCCUAGUAAAGCCACUUGCCCAAGAAAGGGGGAUUAGCAACUCGCCAAUUGCGGGGGGGGGGGAUCAUCCAUGUAUUUUUAAGGAGUAGUCUCAGAGGUACGUCCUUCAAGGCUGCUGGGAUCUUCUCUUCUUUUAAGGAAGUACUUAUUGCCACCUGAACCCAAUUUACUACCCCUUCUGGGUUGACGCUGUUGUGGGCAACAAAAGUUGAACCUCUCUGAUAAUAUUAAGCUGCAAAUAACAUUAAGUUGCAAUAGUGAAAAUUCAUUCCAGCAAAAGGGUCUGGACAGGGCCACAGGAACUUCCAGUCCUAUAAGCAAUCCAUCACUCAAGUCAUUUUUCUAUGAAAUGCUUUGGGAAUAAGUCACACUGAAUCAUCGAGGGUUCUUGUAAAAUGCAGAUCAAUAAGCUCCAUUGCUACUUAGCAGCUCCUGUGGAUGGCAUUUCUCAGAUACAACUCUGGUGGAUGUGAAGGAAUCUCUGUUCACCAUAAUCAUUACCAUGACUGAACAUGUAAAACAGGCUCUAGCCUGUGUGCAGUAACAUCUGCUCCUACACACUGUGUUCUAGACAUUUCAUUCGUGAUUCCUGUGAUCUUUUAAUUUUAAAAAAGGAUGGAGGAAUCAGCAUUAUCUAAUAAAUGUAGAUGGAGGUACACCAGCAUUUCUCCUUCUUUGAAUGUCUGAAUGAGAUGUCGAACCAUAUUUUAAAGGCAGUGCUUUAAAUGCUCACAACCAUAUGGUUAGUAAGGGUGAAAAUUAUUUCUGUUACACAACAAAGCAAUAUUUUAACUGUAAAGAGUUAAACUAAGAAGGUAAACAUGAGUUUAACUAUAAACAGCUAGUAAGAAGGAAAUGACAUAAUCAGAUAAUUGCUUCUGAUGCAUAACUUAAUAAAACCAAGGUAUUUGGAUUUAAACUGAAAUAAACUAAAAGACUGUAGCCCAGCAUAUGCUUUGUGUGUAAAAUAUCUCAGGUACAAGCCAUAUGAUCUCCAUAAAAGUCUCCUCUCUGAAGAAACCCUGGAGAAACCCACAGUAUCUCAGGCAGUACAAUUUUAGCUGUUUGCAGAUGAAGUGUGAAUCUUUUGACUCUUGUUCCCUAAUCAGCCUUGGAGUUAUUUUUGUCAACUCUGCACUAUUAAGUGUGUAUUUGUUCCAAAUUAAGCAAGUCAUUUUCUUAAGCAUCUAGACCAGGGGUGGUCAACCUUUUUAUACCUACUGCCUUCUAAUGCAUCUUUCUUGAUGGUAAAAUUUCCUUACUGCCCACCAGUGCUUGAUGGAAGGAGGAUUCAGCUUGUGCCAUAGAACCCCUUACUGCCCACCUAGAAUCCUGAAACGCCCACUAGUGGGCGGUAGAGACCAGGCUGACAACCCCUGAUCUAAGACAAAUAACUUUUCCAGUUGAUCAGAGGUCAGGGGUACCAACUUGAAUAAAAUACUGUGAGGGUCCAGGUAGGCCCUGCCCUGCAUAAUCGAUCACAUGAUGCAGAGCACAUACCCCAUUUGAAUGGGAAUGCCCAUCAACUUUGUGGGGGUCCAGACGCCUCAAACAUUUCCCCCAGAGAAACCCAGCCAGAUGGGUGAAGUAUUAUGAUUAUUAUGAUUACUAUGAUUACUAUGAUUACUAUGAUUACUAUGAUUACUAUUAUAUUUUAUUGUGGCCCACCCCACAGAGUCAAGGUAAGGUUGUCCGACCAAGGUAGGUAGCAGAAAAUUCUUUCCCAGCUCCUAAAGUUACAGACUGUAAGGGAGGCUGCCAGUUAAGUAGUUAACCAUGUUGCAAAUAAGCUCUUUUAAUUGUGGCCGAAAUUGUGGCCCUACUUCAAUCUUCAUUUCGUUGUCUUCCUGGUAUGCUCAUUCCCGGUAUGGAAGCAAAAUGCUUAUUAUCUUUUAAAUUCAAGCCUUUUAGUCUAACUGGGUAGAGGUUUUAAAGACAAUAUGGCAAUAAAAUCAGAUAUUUCUAAUUACCAUAAGUUGUUUGUGGUAAGAAAUGAAAAAUAUAUAAAUAUAUAUGGCUUCUAAAAUGUCUAAACUAAAGUAGUGAAUAGGCCAGGAAUGAAAUGAUCAAGAAGUCUGCCUGAUUUCACUGAAAUAAUGUUAUAAGUUAUACACAAUGAAAUGGUGAUAUUUGGAAUGUUACUUUAAUUUACAGUUGUUGUUUAGUUGUUUAGUCGUGUCUGACUCUUCGUGACCCCAUGGACCAUAGCACGCCAGGCACUCCUGUCUUCCACUGCCUCCCACAGUUUGGUCAAACUCAUGUUAGUAGCUUCGAGAACACUGUCCAACCAUCUCAUCCUCUGUCGUCCCCUUCUCCUUGUGCCCUCCAUCUUUCCCAACAUCAGGGUCUUUUCCAGGGAGUCUUCUCUUCUCAUGAGGUGGCCAAAGUAUUGGAGCCUCAGCUUCACGAUCUGUCCUUCCAGUGAGCACUCAGGGCUGAUUUCCUUCAGAAUGGAUAGGUUUGAUCUUCUUGCAGUCCAUGGGACUCUCAAGAGUCUCCUCCAGCACCAUAAUUCAAAAGCAUCAAUUCUUCAGCGAUCAGCCUUCACUACUGGGAAAACCAUAGCUUUAACUAUAUGGACCUUUGUCGGCAAGGAUUAAGACAUCACCUUACUUUACAGUACAAUCCUACAUAUGGUUACUCACAAGUAAAUUUUCAAUAUGAUUUAUUCCCAGGUAAGUUUGUGUAGGAUUGCAGCCUUAAUGUUCUGUUAGCUACAGUGAUCCUUUACUGAAGCAAAGAAAAUAAACAAAGCAAAGAAAAUCUCAUUAAAUACAACAUUAAAUAUGUGUUGGUGGUAUUAUUUCUCCAAAUAAAGACAAAGGAUACAUUUACUUACUAAUUUUUCAAAACAAAGAAUUCUGUGGAAUAGGUACAGUAUUUUGUAAAAAAAUCAAGUAUUUCUCAUAGAACAGAAAUUACAGGUUUAUUAAAUGCUUUUCUGGUUUAUACUUUUUAAUAUGCUUUGUUUUUAUGCUUGAUUUGUUUAUGCUUUGUUUAUAGAUAGUUAUCCACACACGUAGGAAGAAAACUGCUUAAUCAUGUCAACUAGGCUGUCUUUGCCUUUUGUAUGACUUUAGCCAUUGCAGUUUUUGGUUGAGACUCUGGGCGCCGCUGUUUACCAACGAGAAAGCAAAAUGAAACGAAAGAUGCAGGGUAGGUUCUUGAGUGUUACACAUUGCUAGAAAGGCAGCUAAACUGGCACACGUCCUCUCUCUCGGUGAAACAGUAUAGAUUAAGAAAAGGAUUUUCUGGUUCUUUGCUACAAAACCCUUUGCCACGAGAAAGAGAAAUAGGUAGACGUUCCAAAGGUAAUUCUUUGAAAUGGCAGCUGCGCUGAGACUCCGACAACACAGUGGCUCCUUCUGGUUUGCUUUUAUUGCCAUUUGGCAGACAAAUUGUGGGCAACUCCACUACUCAGUUCCUGAGGAAGUCCCGAAAGGCUCUUUCAUUGGGAAUAUAGCAGAGGACCUGGGACUGGGUUCCAAGAAAUUGUCAGACAACAGAGUUCGCAUCAUCUCUGAAGGUAUGCUUCAAUAUUUUACUUUGAAUUCUAAGAAUGGCCAGUUAUAUGUCUCCGAAAGGAUAGACAGAGAAGAAAUAUGCAGGUGGGAAGAGAAGUGUGUUUUAAGUCUUGAAGUCCUUGUUGAGGAUAAAAUGAAACUGUUCACUGUAGAAAUUGAAAUCACAGAUAUAAAUGACAAUGCUCCAACUUUCACCCAGGAACGCUUAGAUCUUAAAAUAAGUGAAACGGCCAUUGUAGGGACUCAUAUUGCCUUGCAAGAAGCUCAGGAUUCUGACAUUGGAGAUUAUUCCCUUCAGAACUACCAUCUGAGCAGCAGCAGAUAUUUCUCCCUGAAACUGCAGAGCAGAUCUGAUAAGGACAAAUUUCCAGAACUGGUGCUAGAGAAAUCUUUGGACAGAGAAGCGGAAGCAUUUUACUCACUCAUCCUAACGGCCACGGAUGGUGGGCAUCCCGUGAGGUCUGGCACUCUGCAGAUCUAUGUAACGGUUCUUGAUGCAAAUGAUAAUGCACCCAUUUUCAACCAACCUCUCUAUAAAGUGAGUGUUUUGGAAAGUGUUUCCAUAGGCUCUCUGCUGCUUACUGUAAAUGCUACAGAUGCCGAUGAAGAAACGAAUUCUGAGGUGAUUUACUCAUUCCUAAAAAUAAAGGAGAAAGCAUCACAACUCUUUCAAAUAAAUUCUAGAAAUGGGGAGAUAACAACAACAGGGAAGUUGGACUAUGAAGACGAUGCAUUACAUGAAAUGGAAGUUCAAGCAAAGGACAAUGGAGGUCUCUCCGACAGGGCUAAAGUGUUGAUCAUCCUUAUUGACGUUAAUGACAAUAUUCCCAAGAUAACUAUCACUACCUUCUUCAGUUCAAUCAGUGAAGGAAGCUCUCCAGGAACUGUGGUUGCUCUACUAAACAUACAAGACAGAGAUAUGGGGGAGAAUGGAGAAGUCUUGUGCUCAGUUCCUAAAACUCUUCCUUUCCACUUAGAGAAAUCCUUUGAUAACUAUUACCAUUUGAUGACUGACAUGCUGCUCGACAGAGAAGAAACAUCAAACUAUAGUAUAACUAUCAUGGCUACAGACAAAGGGAGCCCUCCAUUAUCAACCACUACAGUGUUCUUUGUAGAAAUUUCAGAUGUAAAUGAUAAUGCCCCAAUCUUCAAUAACAUACAAUAUACUUCUUACGUAACUGAGAAUAACAUCAGAGGAGCAUCUGUUUAUUACAUGAAAGCAAGUGAUCCUGACUGCAUGGAAAAUGCUACAAUCACUUUUUCAAUCAUUGAUCAAAGUGUUGGCGAUUCUACUCUUUCAUCCUACCUUUCUAUCAACUCUGAAACUGGGGUUGUUUAUGCCCUGAUCUCCUUUGAUUAUGAAGAGAUUAAAGAGAUGAAUUUCCUGGUCAAGGCCAAGGACGGAGGCUCUCCACCACUCAGCUCCGAAGUCUCAGUGACUCUCUUCAUCCUGGACCAGAAUGACAAUGCUCCCCAAAUCCUAUACCCCUCCCCUCCCACCGAUGGCUCCACGGGGAUAGAGCUGGCCCCUCGCUCCUCUGAGCCAGGCUACCUGGUCACUAAGGUGGUGGCCGUGGAUGCGGACUCUGGCCAGAAUGCCUGGCUCUCCUACCAGCUGAUCAAGGCCACUGAGCCAGGGCUCUUCACUCUGGGGCUCCACACGGGAGAGAUCAGGGCGGCCCGCUUCUUUCUAGAGAAAGAUUCCCUCAAGCAAAGCCUGGUGGUUUUAGUCAAGGACAAUGGGCAGCCUCCAAUGUCGGCUUCAGUCACUGUCACUGUGGUCUUGGCUGACAGUAUCCCUGACAUGCUGACUGAUAUGAGCAGCAUCCCGGUAUCUGAAGACCCACAGUCAGAUAUCACCUUCUAUUUGGUGACUGCAGUGGCUUUUGUCUCCUGCUUGUUCCUUGCCUUCCUCCUUGUGUUAUUGGCACUCAGACUUCGCAGGUGGAAAAAUUCUCAGUUGUGUGACAAUGGAAGUGUGCAUUUUGAUGGUGCUCCCAUCUCCCAGUUUGUGGGGAUUGAUGGAGUCCGGGCAUUUCUUCAGUCUUAUUGCCAUGAGGUUUCACUGACUUCAGGCUCUCGGAAAAGCCAGAUUUUUUUCCCAAUUGGAAGCUGUACCAAUACUCUGACACCACAACAGGCUCCUGACAAGCCAGAUCCUAUUUUACUCAUAGGUGAUUCUAACACUGUUAAGGAGGAGGCAGCAACCUGUCAAGUGAGUACAUGAAUUUCAGUACUUCCGUUUAUUUUAAGGUUUAGAAAGUCAUUGGAAAUGGCUGUUGCAAGACAUUUCUGUCUUUGGUUCUACAAGGACACAGCUCUCAUUUUCAUCAUAUUUUUUUGCAUCGUAUGCGAGACUGCUACUGAACAGAUUCAUUAUUCAGUUCCUGAGGAAAUGCCAAAAGGUUCCUUUGUGGGGAAUAUUGCAAAGGAUCUUAGACUGGAUAUAAAGGAUUUCUCACCUUAUGGAGUCAGCUUUGUUUGCAGAGGUAAGGUGGAAUAUUUUGCUUUAAACAAUAAGAAUGGCCAUUUAUACAUAAAGGAAAGACUGGACAGAGAGCAGACCUGUCCCCAGAUACAAAGAUGUCUCUUUAAUUGUGAAGUUAUUAUAGAAGAUGCAAUGAAGAUUUAUACAAGUGAAGUAGAAAUAAUUGAUGUCAACGACAAUGCUCCAAGCUUCAAAUCAGCUCAACUCCAGAUAAAAAUCAGUGAGGUGACUGAACGUGGGACACGAUUCCGUCUGGAAGAUGCCCAGGAUCCAGAUUUAGGGAUGAAUUCUGUCCAGAAUUAUAAACUCAGUGCAAACAGACACUUUUCUCUGGAUCUACAAACUAGAUUGGAUAGUGCAAUAUAUGCAGAGAUUGUACUGGAAACAUCACUGGACCGAGAAGAACAAAAUGUGCAUGAUCUUAUUCUCACAGCUUUUGAUGGGGGGGAUCCACCCAAAUCUGGCACAACCCAAAUCCACAUUAUUGUCCUUGAUGCAAAUGACAACGCACCCAUUUUUAGCCAACCUGAAUACACAGUGACCAUUGCAGAAAAUGUGCCCACAGGCUAUACAGUAGUCACAGUAAAAGCCACUGACCUGGAUGAAGGAAUCAACAGAGAAAUAACAUACAGCUUCAGAAAAAUAUCUGACAAAGCUUCUCAGAACUUCCACAUAAACUCAGAGACAGGUGAAAUUAUUCUUGUGGGGAAGCUGGAUUAUGAAGAAUCUACACUGUAUGAAAUAGAGAUUCAGGCCAUUGACGGGGGAGGACUAUUUAAUAUAUCAAAAGCUGUGAUUUUUGUAAGUGAUGUUAAUGACAAUGCACCUGAAAUAGCUGUCAGAUCACUUGCCAAUUCAGUUCCUGAGGAUUCUCAAGCAGGAACUGCCAUUGCCUUGAUAAAUGUGCAUGAUGAAGAUUCAGGAGAGAAUGGGAAAGUCAUAUGCUCUAUUCCUAGUAAUAUCCCUUUCCAUUUAACAAAAACAAAUGCUAACUAUUACACUAUGGUCAUUGCUAGACCACUGGACAGGGAGCAAGUAGCAGCCUACAACAUCACUAUCACAGCCUCAGAUCAAGGCAUGCCACCUCUUUCAUCAACCACCUUAAUCCUUCUUCAGGUUUUAGACAAGAAUGACAAUGCUCCAUACUUUAUGCAACCAGAAUACACUUUUUACCUUGUGGAGAACAACCAGAGAGGGGACACCAUAUUUUCUUUGAAAACAGAGGAUCCAGACUGGGGGGAAAAUUCAAAAAUAACCUAUUCCAUCAUUGAUAGUCAAAUGUUUGAUUCCUCACUCUCCUCCUACCUUUCCAUUAAUUCGGAAACAGGGGUUGGCUAUGCCUUGAGAACCUUUGAUUAUGAAGAGUUUCGGGAGAUUAAGUUCCAUGUAAGGGCUCAGGACGGAGGUUCUCCACCACUCAGCUCCAACGUCUCAGUGACUCUCUUCAUCCUGGACCAGAAUGACAAUGCUCCCCAAAUCCUGUACCCCUCCCCUCCCACCGAUGGCUCCACGGGGAUAGAGCUGGCCCCUCGCUCCUCUGAGCCAGGCUACCUGGUCACUAAGGUGGUGGCCGUGGAUGCGGACUCUGGCCAGAAUGCCUGGCUCUCCUACCAGCUGAUCAAGGCCACCGAGCCAGGGCUCUUCACUCUGGGGCUCCACACGGGAGAGAUCAGGACGGCCCGCUUCUUUCUAGAGAAAGAUUCCCUCAAGCAAAGCCUGGUGGUUUUAGUCAAGGACAAUGGGCAGCCUCCAAUGUCGGCUUCAGUCACUGUCACUGUGGUCUUGGCUGACAGCAUCCCUGACAUGCUGACUGAUAUGAGCAGCAUCCCAGUAUCUGAAGACCCACAGUCAGAUCUCACCUUCUACUUGGUGACUGCAGUGGCUUUUGUCUCCUGCUUGUUCCUCGCCUUCCUCCUUGUGUUAUUGGCACUCAAGCUUCGCAAGUGGAAAAAUUCUCAGCUGUGUGAUAAUGCAAGUUUGAAUUUCAGUGGUGCACCAGUUUCACAGUUUGUGGGGAUUGAUGGAGUCCGGGCAUUUCUUCAGUCUUAUUGUCACGAGGUUUCACUGACGUCAGGCUCUCGGAAAAGUCAGAUUCUUUUCCCAAUCGGAAGCUGCACCAAUACUUUGACACCACAACAGGUUCCUGAUAAGCCAGGCUCUGUGUUACUCAUAGGUGAUUCUAACACAGUUACGGAGGAGGCAGCAAUCCAUCAGGUGAGCACAUAAAUUUCAAUACUUUGGCCCCCAUUAUUCAAUAGGUUCUAUUUUAUGAAAUUUAAAAGAAUUUCUUAAAUAACAAAUCCUGGAAAAAAUCUGUUUAUGCUUUCUGUAAUAAAGAUGUAAAGAGAGAUGGUGUUUCAUUAAAUGAUGAAGCACUUACUUUAUUGAUUCUAAUAAAUAAUGUAUUUUGAUCUAUGUCAUAUUUUAAACAAAUAUUCUAAGGAUAAUGGAAAGCUGGAUCAGAUUUUGUUUUGAUAGGAAUUUUGUGUACUAUUCCUAAAGACCUUUAUUGUACAUAACUUAUAUCGAAAUCCACCUUCUGAUCAGGUUAGAAACAGUCACAGGAACAAUAGUCUUCAUUCUAUCACAGAAGUGUUUAGGAGGCGGGGAAUGAUACUUGGCUUUUCCACUUGUCUGCCACAAUGCAGGAGGUUGCUGUAGAGGGGAAAGGAUCAGUACUAAGGUUUGGUCAGCUGCAUACAAUCUGAACUAUAUUUAAGGCAAUAGAGAGGCACAUACAUCAGCACAGCUUUGUGUUCUAGUAUUUGGAGGUAUUUAAGCGGAGGUCUUUAAGCGGAGGCUUGACAGCCAUCUGUCAGGAAUGCUUUGAUGGUGUUUCCUGCUUGGCAGGUGGUUGGCCUGGAUGGCCCUUGUGGUCUCUUCCAACUCUAUGAUUCUCUGAUUUCUUUUUAACCUUUUAUAAUACAGUUGUCAGUGAUGGAAGGUAUGCAAGAACAGACAUUUGUCUCUUUUCUGUGAAGCUACUCAGGUUUGUAGCCAAACCACUCAGUGAUCCUACAGCAGAACGCUUACCCACAGUUAUCUUUUCAGCAGAUCAGAGGGCGUGCAAGUGAUAGAACAGCCUUCACAUGACUGAUAAGGUUUUGUUUAGGAAUGUACAACUUUUGCUACUGAAACUCAAUAAAGUUAUUUUGGAGUUCCUUGAAAUGGUGGCUCAGUGCAAUGCAAGAA
This is a messenger RNA of Zootoca vivipara (common lizard), 12070 nucleotides long. NCBI's taxonomy places the organism in Eukaryota, Metazoa, Chordata, Lepidosauria, Squamata, Lacertidae. The record is from RefSeq and is a predicted model, not a curated record.